This is a messenger RNA of Striga hermonthica, 1107 nucleotides long. Lineage: Eukaryota; Viridiplantae; Streptophyta; Magnoliopsida; Lamiales; Orobanchaceae. The record is from the annotation of a GenBank genome assembly.
AUGGCAAUGAUGGCUCAGCUCCGUUACUCCCCUCUUUCUGGCCACUUUUCGAGCCCGACCGGCAGCUCUGGCGAGAUCCCUAAAUUCGGCCUCAAAUUCGCCGACAGUACUUCCGCAAAGCCCCUCUCCCUCCCUUCACUAAAAUGCAGCGGAAAUUCAAUGUUAAGAAAUCUUUGUUUCCAAACCAAACUCGGCCCGCCUUGUGCUGCUUCAGGCGGCGGUGACAUCAGCGGCGGCGGGAUUGGCGGUGACAACAGAGGGUGGAGCGGCGGCGGCAGCGGUGGCGAUGGAGAUUCCGACGAACCCGAGCCAUCAUCAGUAGACAGGUUCGGGCCAAUCGGGGCUUUCAUCAACGGGUGGCGCUCUAGGGUUUUGGCCGACCCCCAAUUCCCGUUUAAGGUCCUCAUGGAGGAGUUAGUGGGUGUGAGCGCGUGCGUCCUAGGCGACAUGGCCUCCCGCCCCAAUUUCGGCCUCAACGAGCUCGAUUUCGUCUUCUCCACCCUCGUCGUGGGCUCCAUCCUCAAUUUCGUGCUCAUGUACCUAUUGGCCCCGACGAUGUCCGCCUCGACUCAAACCCUCCCGGCUUUCUUCGCGGGCUCCCCAACGAGCCACAUGUUCGAGCCUGGCCCAUACAGUCUGCUGGGAAGGUUUGGCACCUUCGUCUACAAGGGGGCCGUGUUUGCUGCGGUCGGGUUCGCUGCUGGGCUUGUGGGUACUGCCAUAUCUAAUGGGCUGAUUGCAGUGAGGAAGAAGAUGGACCCGGGUUUCGAGACCCCAAACAAGCCACCGCCCACGAUUUUGAAUGCGAUGACAUGGGCAGCCCACAUGGGCCUGAGUAGCAACCUGAGGUAUCAGACGCUCAACGGGAUUGAAUAUCUGUUGGCGAAAGGGUUCCCACCAGUGCUUUUCAAGACUUCGGUUGUGGUUUUGAGGUGCAUGAACAAUAUUCUCGGAGGGAUGUCAUUUGUGGUCCUGGCUCGGUUGACCGGGUCCCAGAGUGUGGAUGGAGGGGAAGCGAGUCGUGUUGUGGAGGAGUUGGCUGAGAGUAAGGAGAAGCUGGUGAGUGAGGUGGAUGAGCUGGAAGAUAGAGAGACCACAUCAAAGUGA